UUGACUGUUUUAAAAGCAUUGCUUUUACAGAUGUUCAAAAGCAUGUAAACAAUAAUAAAACAAGUGAUCAAUCUUUAACGAAUUUGUAUCAAAAGUUAUUAUAUCUUUUGUGUUAUUUCUAUUUUGAUUGUUUUUAAUUCGUUUUAAAAUGGAUGAAAAUGACGAGUAUAUUGAAGACGAAUCAGAAAUAGAGGAAGAUGAUAAUGGAAGUGGAAGUGACAUUGGAGAUAACGAAGAGGAGAAGAAUCGUGCUCAAGCAUUGGCAGUCAAAAAUCAGUUGGUCGUAUUUGAUAUGCUCAUCAAUUGCAGAAUUAAAUUACAGAAAGCUUUGAUAAAUUUAAACAAAUUACCUCAACACGAUAUUUUUGAUAAGUUUUCAGAUGCUGGUGAAGAUGUUUUAGGAGCUGCGAAAACUCGAGCUAUGGAGGAAGAAAAAAAAUUGUUAGAAACUUUCUAUAAUCUCCAACAUCUAUUGAAGACACAGGAAAGCCCCGUUGAGAAUGACGAUGUAGAAGAACGAUUAGAUGCUGAUCACAAGAAGCUGAUAUCAGACAUUAAUCCCAUAAUGAAUGAGUGGUGGCAAAAAACGAAUUAUGCUACGAAAUCCGACUCAAAAGCCGCAGAAGAGGAAACUGAAAUCAUUAAGAAUAUAAGCCACAUACUUAGUGAUCGUGAAAGACUGCUCAAAAAGACAAGAAUGAAACGCUCUGGGUAUACAAUAAUUGGUAAAGAAGAAUCAGCUGAUAAAGAAAUUGAUGAACCCGAAUCUGGUAAAAAUCAACAAGAAGUGAUUGACAGUGAAAUAUUCGAUGAUGACGAUUUCUAUGGACAGUUAUUGAGACAACUUAUUGAAAGUAAAACAUCAGUAGACUCUGUUGAUCCGAUAUCCUUAAGUAGACAAUGGUUAGAAGUUCAAAAACUACGGAAAAAAAUGAAACGAAAAAUUGAUACUAGAGCAUCGAAAGGACGUAGAAUAAGGUAUAAAGUUCAUCAACCAUUAAUUAGUUUCAUGGCUCCAAUUGAGGAUGGAAAUUAUGAAGACUCUGCUAAAGAUAAAUUAUUUGCUUCAUUAUUUGCUCAAAGAAAAGUCCAAGAAACAUGAUUAUGUUAAACAUAUGAAGAGUGUUAUUUUGUCCAAUAAAAAAUUUUGUUGAGAAA
This is a messenger RNA of Tetranychus urticae (two-spotted spider mite), 1158 nucleotides long. It is a transcript of the gene Aatf, whose product is annotated as Apoptosis antagonizing transcription factor. NCBI's taxonomy places the organism in Eukaryota, Metazoa, Arthropoda, Arachnida, Trombidiformes, Tetranychidae. Gene Ontology annotation, cellular component: nucleus; nucleolus. The record is from RefSeq and is a predicted model, not a curated record. Gene Ontology annotation, biological process: regulation of transcription by RNA polymerase II.